Molecule: messenger RNA, 853 nt
Organism: Plectropomus leopardus (leopard coralgrouper)
Lineage: Eukaryota; Metazoa; Chordata; Actinopteri; Perciformes; Serranidae
Gene: nedd8l
Product: NEDD8 ubiquitin like modifier, like
Molecular function (GO): protein binding
Source: RefSeq, a predicted model, not a curated record
UGCAACAUUUUUCUAAAGUAUGUGAAUAUUUCCAUGUGAUAGUUGCAGUGAGUUUAGAGACAACCGAUUUGUUUUUGAUGGCAGCGGAACCACUGUUCUGUGCGACUGAGAGUCAUCGUGUCCGGAGCGUUUAGCUGUGUACACAGGAAGUAAAUUCAAGUCAUCCAGACAAGUAGGUUAUAAUUCGCCAGUAUAUUAAGUGUUUUGAUCAGGAAACGGUUCAUAUCAGUUGGAAUUGUAGUAUAUAAUUAAUUCAAGAUGCUGAUCAAAGUUAAGACUCUCACUGGAAAAGAAAUAGAGAUCGACAUUGAGCCCACAGACAAGGUGGAGCGAAUUAAAGAGAGGGUGGAAGAGAAGGAAGGGAUCCCCCCGCAGCAACAGAGACUCAUCUACAGUGGAAAACAAAUGAAUGAUGAGAAAACAGCUGCAGAUUACAAGAUCCAGGGAGGCUCAGUGCUCCACCUUGUGUUGGCGCUAAGAGGCGGCUCGACGCUCCACCGGCCCUGCAUACACCUCUCCUCCUUGUCAUGAGUCGCUGUCGUCAUGGGGCCAGCUGAGUGCCAACGCUUUAGGUGUCCGUCACCGUCUAACCAUGUUUCAGCACAGAGAUCUGAAUUCCCACGCUCCCGGGCCAGCGCAAACAACAAUGAAAAAAUCAAUAAACAACAACAAAAAAAAGAGAGAGAGAGAGAGAGAGAGAAAAAGGACGUUCUAAUUCCUUUGUAGAUGUUUUUUUUUGUAAACCCACAUUGGCUUUUUUGAGUUUGACCAGUUGAUGCAGGCACCCAUGCAGUACAAAAGACAGUUUGAAAACACUGUGGUCUUUUUGCUUGUGAAUAAAUGCUGAAGUAGA